This is a messenger RNA of Suillus plorans, 1179 nucleotides long. RefSeq lists its product as uncharacterized. Bases 1 to 1179 code for a protein of 392 amino acids. The record is from RefSeq and is a predicted model, not a curated record. The transcript has 3 exons. NCBI's taxonomy places the organism in Eukaryota, Fungi, Basidiomycota, Agaricomycetes, Boletales, Suillaceae.
AUGCAGCUCACGCUCAUUUUCACCACACUCGUUACAUUUGCUGCUAUUGCGGCGUCACAUUCAACACCAAAAUUGGUCAAAAAACAUACUUCUCUGGCUAAGCGCCAGGAACUUUCCUCCAACCUCAUUGGUCAUCUUAAACCCAGGCUUGGGAUGCCCGAUACACCUGAUAAACCUGAUGAUCCUGACUCGGUUGACUUUGGCGAUAUGCCUGAUACACCUGACUCGGUUGAUUAUGGUGAUGCACCUAAUUUUCUCGUGUUGUCUCUCCUCCCAUUUCCUCAUCCCGCCAGCUCCUCUGACUCUGACUCCUCCGACUCUGACGAUAAGUCCGUCGAUUCUGACUCCUCCGACUCUGAUUCCGACGAUAAGUCCGUCACUUCUGACUCUUCCGACUCUGAUUCCGACGAUAAGUCCGUUGCUUCUGAUUCCGACGACUCCGAUUCCGACGAGAAGUCCGUUAAUUCUGACUCCACCGCCGAUGCUGAUGCAAGCGGCGAAGCCAACGAUAACAAUGACAUUGAUAAUGAUGACACAGGGAGUGAGGAGCGCGGGAUGCGCGAGGAGGCUGAAUCUUACCAUGCCCACAAGAGAAGGUCUAACACAAUAGACAGUGGCGACACGGGGCGCGAGGAUGUUGGAUCCCACUAUGCCCACAAGAGACAUCCCAGCUCCCGCGUCAACUCUAAAUCCGUUGUCUCUGACUCAACCAAUGGAGGCGACGACAGUGACAGUGGUGACACGGGGCGUGAAGACGUUGGAUCUCAUCGCGUUCACAAGAGAAGCCCCAACUCCCAUGACUCUGAGUCCUCCGUCUCUCAUUCACCCGACGAAAGCGACAACAGUGACAGCGGCGACACGGGGCGUGAGGAUGUUGGAUCUCAUUACGUUCACAAGAGAAGUUCCAACUCCCGCGACUCUAAGUCCUCUGCCUCUCAUUCAACCGACGAAAGUGAUAACAGCGACAGCGGCGACACGGGGCGUGAGGAUGUUGGAUCUCAUUACGUUCACAAGAGAAGUUCCAACUCCCGCAACUCCAAGUCCACUGCCUUUCAUUCAACCGACGAAAGUGACAACAGCGAUAGCGGCAACACGGGGCGCGAGGAUGUUGGAUCUCAUUACGUUCACAAGAGAACUUUCGAAUUAGGAAAGGGUUGCGAGAAGACGUAUUGGGUUUAA